AUGAAUGUCAUACGUUUUCCAAACUUAAUCACCAGGCUACCCCGAACUAGGAGAGUAUUUUGUCGUUCACUGGGGUCGUCUAUCCCCUUUGACUUGAGUUUGGACACUCAAGUUGACCGAUAUUCAGAACUAAACAAUAUGUAUACGGAAAUGUUCACACAAGGUGAUGAGGUAAGAGGCACGCCAAAGGGGGAUGCUGGAAUUGAAUUGUCAGAGAUUGAUGCUUUCAAUGCAGAAAUCGCAGAUACAUACAAUUACUCACCGCAGGCGAUAUCGGGUUAUUCUUUGGAGCACAUAGUAAAGUCUCCAGGCAGAUUUAUUCUCCAAAGUCUGUCAUCAAAUCCAUAUUAUAAUUUGGCUUUGGAGGAUUAUGUUUUUCAAAAUACUACUUUUGCUAAGGGCCAACCAUUUCUUAGUGAGAGACUUCUGUUCUACAUUAACGAAAAAUGCGUUGUCAUAGGUAAAAAUCAAACGCCCUGGAAAGAGCUACAUCUUGACAACUGUUACGAAGAAGGGUACAAAUUUGUGCGUCGAAGAUCUGGUGGUGGUGCAGUCGUACACGAUUCUGGAAAUGUGAAUUACUCGUAUUUAACAUCGCGCGACAACUUUGACCGUGAAUACUUUAACAAACAAAUCGUGCGCUGGCUAAAAGAAAUUCGUCCCGAUGCCGCAAUUCACUUGAACCAGCGUGGCGAUAUACAUUUAGGUGCUUACAAAGUAAGCGGAAGUGCCUUCAAAAUCGCGAAGGGUAAAUCAUACCAUCAUGGUACGAUGCUCAUAGAUGCUGACCUCGCUUCUUUCAAAGGGUUACUGAAACCAGCUCAUCUCGAAGGUGUCAUUUGGUCUGGUGGAAGUGUUGAGAGUGUCAGAUCUUCGGUCAAAAACAUAUCAGAAGCUGGGUUUAACAAUACGGACGAGUUUAUGGAUAUUUGCUCAAACGGAUUUCGCAGCUUGUUGCAUGAAGAUAUUCCAGUUUAUUUCGUGGACGAAGUCAACACAUCAAACGAUGAAAUCGCGAAAACGGCUCGACAGCUUGCUAGCGAUGAAUGGCUUUAUCAUAGCGGUCCGAGCUUCACCGUGACCAUACAAGAGCACGAUGUCUCUGUCGAAAAAGGCACCAUAACGAAAUCUUCGAUCCCAGACACUGUUGGUCUUUCUUUUAAGGACUUUGUGCUCUCGCUGAAUGCGGGUCUUUUGGCUGAAAUAAAAACAAAAAUAUGA
Molecule: messenger RNA, 1221 nt
Organism: Lachancea dasiensis
Lineage: Eukaryota; Fungi; Ascomycota; Saccharomycetes; Saccharomycetales; Saccharomycetaceae
Source: the annotation of a GenBank genome assembly